UUUCCUCGUGGUUACAUGGAUUCUGCCUCGCUCCGCGCGGUGUCGCUGUGGUUGGUUCUCCUGUUGUCGACCUUUGCAACCAGCUUGCUGGUGCCCUCGGUGCCCACUUUAUCCCGAGGCAGAACCAGCAGCAGCGGGCGCAGGAGCAGCAUCCGAACAGCCGUAGUCAUGUCGGGUCCGACCUACACGCCCCCCUCAGAUCCGCCAUUCAGCCCAGAGACCUUGGCUGCGCUGGAGAGCAAAGGACUCGAGGUUCGGGGGCUUUCCGAAGCCAAUCUCCCGAAGGCGGUGGAGAUCGAAACGGCUUCUUAUCCCGAAGACGAAGCCGCUAGCCCGGAGAACAUGCGCUUCCGCCGUGCCAACGCCGGCGAGUUCUUCCUCGAGGCUACUCUAAAGACUGCCGUGAGUAACGGGUGCAAAAGACACACACACGCGCCUUUGACUGGUAUGUACACCAUUGCUCAUCACUGAUUGGUUCCCCCCGAUUGAGCUUUAUUAACAGUGUAUUGCAUGCCCGACGGGAGGUGGGAAACAAGAGUGGCGAGAAGGGAUCAGGGUGACGCAGUUCGUUCGUGAAAACCGGCACCGCUGUCUGGCGAAUGGGGUUCGGAGGCAGAGCGU
Ectocarpus sp. CCAP 1310/34 is the source of this 621-nucleotide messenger RNA. The record is from the annotation of a GenBank genome assembly. Lineage: Eukaryota; Phaeophyceae; Ectocarpales; Ectocarpaceae.